AUGGGAGCCAGUGCAAGUACUCCGUCGUCCUCUCCUCCAGAAUCCUCUGCUCCUGCAACAUGUCCGGUGGAUCAUAAAUCCCGCGAACUGUGGCUGCAACAACAUAGGGCCGAAGGCGAUGUUCCUCAUCCAAUGCCUCCGGACAAUGACAAACCCAAGGAAAAGUUACAUCGUCCGCUUUCCACCGAUCGUGAAGUGAGUUCGAUCCCCCGAGCCGUCGGGCCAGCUGCCGUGAAGGCAUUCCCCGAGGUCCCGAGUCCAGCUCUGUCGCCAUACGCCGCGUCCGCUGCGUCGCAUGGAACUCCGUCCAAUGCAGAAUCCGAAACGGGUCAUGAUCAAAAAACAGGGAACUGGAUCUACCCGUCAGAACGCCAGUUCUUCGAGGCUCUCAUGCGCAAGGGGAAUACCCCCGGAUCCACUAGCUCCGCCUCCGAGUUGGCGACUUCCGUGGCAUCCAUCAUUCCCAUCCACAAUGCUGUCAAUGAACGCGCGUGGCAGCAGAUUCUAGAAUGGGAGAAACAGGCCCCCCGCUCGGAUCCUGGCAGUAAAAAAUGUGGAGGCCCACGGCUGUAUUCUUUCCGUGGGUUGGGGACUGAGUCGCAGUUUGUGAGUCCGCGGGCCCGUAUGAAUAGUCUCAUGGGGUAUCAAUUGCCUUUUGACCGACACGAUUGGGUGGUGGAGCGUUGUGGCGGGGAGAGGAUCGAGUACGUGAUUGAUUUCUACCAAGGGAAGACGUCCGGUGGAAACAGGUCCUCGGGCGGACUGGCCGCCAACGCUGGACCAGGCAAGCUGAGCUUCUACCUGGACGUACGGCCGAAAUUGAAUAGCUGGGAAGGCUGUAGAAUGAGGUUUAGCCGAUUCGCGGGCCUGUAA
This is a messenger RNA of Aspergillus tanneri, 873 nucleotides long. RefSeq names its product cytochrome c1 heme lyase CYT2 (gene CYT2). Gene Ontology annotation, cellular component: mitochondrion. The transcript has a single exon. The record is from RefSeq and is a predicted model, not a curated record. Gene Ontology annotation, molecular function: holocytochrome-c synthase activity. Gene Ontology annotation, biological process: cytochrome c-heme linkage. NCBI's taxonomy places the organism in Eukaryota, Fungi, Ascomycota, Eurotiomycetes, Eurotiales, Aspergillaceae. Bases 1 to 873 code for a protein of 290 amino acids.